Lates calcarifer (barramundi perch) is the source of this 1714-nucleotide messenger RNA. It is a transcript of the gene fhl1a, whose product is annotated as four and a half LIM domains 1a. Gene Ontology annotation, biological process: muscle organ development. The record is from RefSeq and is a predicted model, not a curated record. The transcript is spliced from 6 exons. Gene Ontology annotation, molecular function: transmembrane transporter binding. Lineage: Eukaryota; Metazoa; Chordata; Actinopteri; Centropomidae. The coding region runs from base 196 to 1041 and encodes 281 amino acids.
AGAGCUUACAGAGGUUUGGCUCAUGUCCUGAACGAUGUUUUUUUUCUCUGCUCCCUCUGUCCUUUAAAGCUGCGUUGCCUCCGCAGAUUUUACCUCUCGGCCAAACCCACCGGACACGCUGCUGGCUGUCGAGUGAAAGACGCUUCAUCUGUUCGCUUUUUGGAAAGAGGUCCCAAGAGCUAUCUCACCUCCACCAUGACUGACCGCUUCGACUGCUACUACUGCCGCGACAACCUGCACGGGAAGAAGUAUGUGAAGAAGGAUGAAAAACACGUGUGCACCAAGUGCUUCGAUAAGCUCUGUGCCAACACCUGCGCCGAGUGCAGACGCCCCAUUGGUGCCGAUUCCAAGGAGCUGCACCAUAAGAACCGCUACUGGCAUGAGGACUGCUUCCGCUGUGCCAAGUGCUACAAGCCGCUGGCCAGCGAGCCCUUCAGCGCACGGGAUGAUGGCAAGAUAAUGUGCGGCAAGUGUGGCUCCCGGGAGGAUGGCAACCGGUGCCAGGGCUGCUAUAAGGUGGUCAUGCCAGGUGCCCAGAACGUGGAGUACAAGAACAAGGUGUGGCAUGAGGAAUGCUUCACCUGCUUUGAAUGUAAGCAGCCAAUCCGCACGCAGAGUUUCCUGACCAAGGGCGAUGACAUCUACUGUGCUCCCUGCCAUGAUAAGAAGUUUGCCAAGAAAUGCUUCCACUGCAAGCAGCCCAUCACCUCUGGAGGGAUCAGCUACCAGGACCAGCCCUGGCACUCCGAGUGUUUUGUGUGCAGCACCUGCCGCAAACCUCUGGCACAAACUCGCUUCACUUCCCAUGAGAACCACGUUUACUGCGUGGACUGCUACAAGACUGAUGUAGCCAAGAAGUGCCAUGGGUGCAAGAACCCCAUCACAGGGUUUGGCCAUGGCACCAAUGUGGUGAACUAUGAGGGCUACUCCUGGCACGAGUACUGCUUCAACUGCAAGAAGUGCAGCCUCUCCCUGGCCAACAAGCGCUUUGUCAUCAGUGGAGAUCACAUCUACUGCCCCGACUGCGCUAAGAAGCUGUGAACUGCACAGUCAGCUGUGCAGAUUAUCACUGUUUAAAGUGGAAAUUACACCAAAACUGACUUUUAGACUGUUACUGUGCAAAGAAAGAGCAUGUUUUCUCAUAGAAUUCCCCUUUUGGGAUUUUUCGAGUGUGAAUUUAAGAUCUCAUAAAUGACAGAAACUUUACUCUGCUUCUGAAUUUGCAUAAAAUUGUCAUAACAGUCAAUUUUGGUGAACCUUCUCUUUACGAAGCUGGCAUUUCAACUAAAUAUGCACUAGCUUGAAUCAUUUAUCUACAUAUACAUUACUGCAACUUGUUUUAGCGUCAGGGGUUGGAUACUAACAUGGCAACAGAAUGUUUUUUGUGGGAUUGAGAUGAGAUAUGCGCUGUUAGUCUAAUCUAAUCCAGGAUUCUGUGCAGCUUUAUGAGACACAAAGCCUUUUCAGUGCCUUACUGGAAUCUUUCAGAAAGAAUAAAAUGCUUUUUAAAUGCAUACUGCUGCUCAUACAUACCAGCUUUGAUUAAUAGUCUGUUCGGUCUCUGAAUGCUUGAAUGGAUUAUGAGAAUUUUCAAAAAAGUUAAGAGAGUGAAUUUAAAAUACAAAUUAGGUUUUUGAGAUUGAUGCUGAAAUAUGUAUUCUCAUGUACUCAAGACUUUAUGAGUGAACAAGAAUAAAAGAGGAAGCGAUAUGAA